GAGGGAGCGCGGGCGGGCGGGCGGUGCACCCCAAGAGGCAAGGCUCGGGCUCGCCCUGGGGCUGGGAAGCGGAGGGCUUCGGCUUGCCCGGGGGCAGGACAAAGCGCCCUCCCUCCCCCGCCGUGGUGCGCGGUUGGAGAAGGGCAGGGCAGGCGCCGCUCUUGCGAAGGGGGCGUGUAGAGGUGGCCUGCUCCAUAGACUGCAGCGACUCGGAGAGGUGCGGGACUCUCUCCUUAAAAUCCGCAGAUUGUGCCCCCUCUCCGGCGUCCGCUUGGUCCUUUUGUGCCACAUGCACAAGGUCACACACACACACACACGCGGACCUUGGGGAAAUUCGGCAUAUCUGGCACGUCCUGUCUUUGCAGUCGCGUUUUCUCUUUGCAUUGAAACAAUGUCUUCAAAAUGGCAGAGGAUGGCAGCAAGGAGGCCGUGCUUAUCUGGUGUGAAGAUUGCAAUCAGCAUCAUGAUUCCGAAUGUCCAGAACUGGGCCCAGUGGUGAUGGUCAAAGACUCCUUUGUGCUAAGUCGGGCAAGAUCAUCCCUUCCUUCCAACCUGGAGAUCAGGCAAGUUGAAGAUGGGAUUGAAGGCAUUUUUGCAGUAACACAGCUGGUGAAGCGUACCCAGUUUGGCCCCUUUGAAUCAAAGAGAGUUACCAAACUGGAAAAGGAGCCAGCAUUUCCAUUAAAGGUUUUUCAGAAGGAUGGACCUCUAGUGUAUUUUGAUACAUCUAAUGAAGAUGAUUGCAACUGGAUGAUGAUGGUGAGGCCAGCCAACCAAUACGAACACCAGAACCUGUCUGCCUUCCAGCAUGAUAAUGACAUUUACUUCACUACAUCCCGGGACAUCCCACCAGGCACGGAGUUACGAGUGUGGUACGCUGCUUUCUAUGCCAAAAAAAUGGAAAAGCCCGUUCUAAAGCAAGUUUCUAGCAUUGCCAAUGACGUUUGUUUAGUAGUGAUGGAAUGUGACCAAGAAGAAAACAAAACUACUUCGAAGCCUCCCUGUUCCAGUGGCACUUAUUCUCUCAAAAAAUUAAAAUUCCCCCGUUCUAAACUUUCAGAGCAUCGCCGGAGUCACUUGGAGCAAGCCAAAGGAGCUCCACAGAGCAACCAAAAAGAUGCAGUUGCUGAAAAGGUUAUGGAGGCCCCCACUGCAGACCCGCCUGUAGCCCGUGAAAGUGCCAACACCGCAGUGGAAGGGAAAAGAAAACCACGAAGGGGCAGGAAGCCCAAAGUGGCAAGACCAGAAACUCCCAUUGUGAUUGUGGACAAUAAAGAGUCUUCUGAGGAACAUGUUGCUGAAAUUAUAACGGAGAUUCCACCUGAUGACGUAGCUCUUCCUCCUACAGAAGAAGCAAGGUUUAUGGAGGUGGUGUUAGCGAAGAUACCCAGUACUGCAAACAGUAGGAAUUCUAUAGCGAAGUUUUCUCACCAUCAAAGCUCCAUGUCCCUCAAGAGGAGCUUGCUCCUGUCCAGCCGACAUGGGAUGCGGCGCAAGAUGAUCAAGCAACUUGGGGAACACAAGCGCGUCUAUCAGUGUAACAUCUGCAGCAAGAUGUUCCAGAACAGCAGCAAUCUCAGCAGGCACAUCCGCUCUCAUGGUGACAAAUUGUUUAAGUGUGAAGAAUGUGCCAAGCUUUUCAGUCGAAAAGAGAGUUUGAAGCAGCAUGUUUCAUACAAGCACAGUAGGAAUGAGGUUGACAAUGAAUACAGGUACAAGUGUGCUACAUGUGAAAAAGCUUUUCGGAUAGAGAGUGCGUUAGAAUUCCACAACUGCAGAACAGACGACAAGACCUUUCAGUGUGAGAUGUGCUUCAGGUUCUUUUCCACAAACAGCAACCUCUCAAAACACAAAAAGAAACACGGGGACAAGAAAUUUGCUUGCGAAAUCUGCAACAAGUUGUUCUACCGGAAGGAUGUCAUGUUAGAUCACCAGAGGAGGCACCUGGAAGGAGUGAGGCGUGUGAAAAGAGAGGACUUUGAGCACAGCACAGAGAACAUGGUUCGCUACAAGAAAGAACCUUCUGGGUGCCCUGUUUGUGGAAAGAUAUUUUCAUGUAGGAGCAAUAUGAACAAGCACCUCCUGACCCAUGGAGAUAAGAAAUACACCUGUGAGAUUUGUGGCCGCAAAUUCUUCAGAGUAGAUGUGCUCAGAGAUCAUAUUCAUGUUCAUUUUAAGGACAUAGCAAUCAUGGAUGACCACCAGAGAGAAGAGUUCAUUGGCAAAAUCGGAAUAUCUUCUGAGGAGAACGAUGAAAACUCAGACGGAAGUGUGGAUUCCGAGCCUCACAAGUAUAGCUGCAAAAGGUGCCAGUUGACGUUUGGCCGAGGAAAAGAGUACCUGAAACACAUUAUGGAAGUUCACAAGGAGAAAGGCUAUGGCUGUAGCAUCUGCAACAGACGCUUUGCCUUGAAGGCAACUUACCAUGCGCACAUGGUCAUUCAUCGGGAGAACCUGCCAGACCCCAAUGUGCAGAAAUAUAUCCAUCCAUGUGAAAUCUGUGGAAGGAUUUUUAACAGCAUAGGGAAUUUAGAACGACAUAAACUUAUUCAUACAGGUGUGAAAAAUCAUGCCUGUGAACAGUGCGGUAAGUCAUUUGCAAGGAAGGACAUGCUGAAAGAGCACAUGAGAGUCCAUGAUAAUAUUCGAGAAUAUCUGUGCGCAGAAUGUGGCAAAGGCAUGAAAACAAAACACGCCUUGCGGCACCACAUGAAGCUUCACAAAGGGAUAAAGGAGUACGAAUGUAUGGAGUGUCAUCGGAAGUUUGCACAGAAAGUCAACAUGCUGAAGCACUACAAAAGGCACACAGCAGGAAUCAAAGAUUUCAUGUGUGAGCUCUGUGGGAAGACGUUUAGUGAGAGGAAUACAAUGGAGACUCAUAAGCUCAUUCACACAGUGGGAAAGCAAUGGACUUGCUCAGUGUGUGAUAAAAAGUACGUCACAGAGUACAUGCUUCAGAAGCACAUUCAGCUAACUCACGACAAGGUAGAAGCGCAGAGUUGUCAGCUCUGUGGGACGAAGGUUUCCACCAGAGCUUCAAUGAGUCGUCACAUGAGGCGAAAACACCCAGAGGUGCUUUCAGUUAGAAUUGAUGACUUGGAGCAGCUCUCAGAAACCACAACUGUUGAUGCUUCAUCCAUAGGAAUUGUACAGUCAGACCUAGCCCUGGAACCAGGAGAGUUACCGGAAGGCAAGCAUAUGAAGGUUCAUAAACGUGGUCAUAAACGAAAGCAUAAGCCCGAUGAAGAGGAAGAAACCCAAGUGCCUGAGGAUUCUGCCUUCAGUGAAUACACAGAAAAAGAAGUGGAAUUCACAGGGAAUGUGGGAGAUGAGACCAAUUCAGCUGUGCAAAGCAUUCAGCAGGUGGUGGUGACUCUCGGAGACCCAAAUGUCACAGCCCCUUCUAGCUCUGUUGGCCUGACCAAUAUUAGUGUUACCCCCAUCACUACACCAGCUGGAACCCAGUUUACAAACUUGCAGCCUGUGGCUGUGGGCCACCUGGCCACUCCCGAGCGCCAGUUGCAGCUAGACAAUUCCAUCCUCACCGUGACGUUCGAUACAGUCACCGGUUCCGCCAUGUUGCACGGCAACCGCCAAAAUGAUAUCCAAAUACAGUCGCAGCCUGAGCCGGCAAACCCCCAGUCAGUCGCCCAUUUUAUAAACCUGACUACUCUGGUGAACUCCAUCGCUCCGUUAGGGAGCCAGAUAUCGGAACAGCAUCCCUUAACCUGGAGGGCGGUGCCUCAGACGGAUGCCCUUCAAACACAGGCCCAGCCCACCCAGCAGCAGCAGGCGGGGCAGCAACAGGUUCAAACAGAACAGCAGCAGCAGCAGCAGCAGCAGCAGAUGUACAGCUACUAACUUAUACUUGUAAGGAGACACCAGACUGUGAAGGGGCUUGUAGGAGCCCAUGGGACACAUACACCGCAGAAUCGAUUGCUGGAAACCAAACAGAGGUGGAGGAAAGAGCGCGUGCAAUGAGGGCAUGCUGAUAUCGGCCCAACAGCUUGAAAGGCAGAGGCCUUCAGAGUCGCUACCAACGCCAGCCCUACUCAAAAUAUGGGGUGAAAUCAGCUGCUGGGAAUAGCGAGAAGUCUGAGGUCUUGGGGGCUGUGGUACAUUUGGCAAGGAGACAGGGAAAUAAGAAAUAGUAAAUACAACAGCAGUAUCUUCUAAAACUGUACAGCAAGAGCGUUUAAGUCACACUGAGUUAAGUUGCGACCAACUUGACAGCAGGAUGUAAGGAUGUAAUUGAGCAAAUAAGAAAUGUUUCUGUUUUCCUUAGACCAUUCCUGUAUCUAAUGGAACGUUUGGGGAAAAUAAGUGGGUGGGGAUAGUCCGUGAUGUGAAAUGUGCCUCAUUUCAUGAAUCAUUUCCAUGUUGGUGAUGGAGAACUCACUUUACCAAUAAGACAGCUUGGGUUGUAACCUGGGGGGAAAAAUAGCCAGUCUGAUGUUAGAGCAACAUUUAUGGUCUUCUGUUUAGUAAAAUUAAAACUUGAAUCAAGCUUGUUGUGGACUAAACACUUAAUGUGAUAACAGAAUCGUUUACAGAACUGCUUGUUGAUUAAAUAUUACAUUUAGCUAAUAGAUCUGAAAGAGCAGUUCUUCCCAUUGAAACUGACUUUGCCAAUUAGUCUUCUAUCAUGUCAUAAAUAUUCGGGAGUCAUUGUUCGAUAUUACCCUUUGCACUUCGCACUGUAUUCUUGGUGGAUAUUUACAAAUUAAGGGGCACUUUUUAAAGUGAUCUCAUGUAUUUUUUCAUUAUUUUCUUCGUAAUAACUGAUACAUGAUUUUGCUUGAGGAAAAUCUGAAAUGCACAGCAACAAAUUGCCUGGGUACAAGUCAUAAUAUAAUACCGUUUGUAGGUUAUGUUGACCACAAGGAGGCAGCCUAGACUAAAAUUAAUGAAAAUCACUUGCUUUGAUAGUUAUAGAGCUGUUGUAUCAUCUGUUCAGGCAGAAGAGGGCGUGUUUUGUUUUGCAUCCGUAUACAAUGUAUCUGCCAUAUCAUGUGUUUAAAUACAAAUUCAAUCUUCAUCUUUUAUGGAAUGACUUAAAGAGCGUACCAUCAGAAAAUAAAGGAGGAGGAGCCCAGCAAUACACAAAGAAAAGAAUGAAUAAGCAUUUCCUUUGCCUUUGUGAACAACUGUUCUAGCUAAAUGAUAAAGGAAAAAUAAGAUUUGA
Molecule: messenger RNA, 5185 nt
Organism: Podarcis muralis (Common wall lizard)
Lineage: Eukaryota; Metazoa; Chordata; Lepidosauria; Squamata; Lacertidae
Gene: PRDM15
Product: PR/SET domain 15
Biological process (GO): regulation of DNA-templated transcription
Cellular component (GO): nucleus
Molecular function (GO): RNA polymerase II cis-regulatory region sequence-specific DNA binding; DNA-binding transcription factor activity, RNA polymerase II-specific; protein binding
Source: RefSeq, a predicted model, not a curated record